This is a messenger RNA of Hydra vulgaris (swiftwater hydra), 1099 nucleotides long. Its product is annotated as putative hydroxypyruvate isomerase. The record is from RefSeq and is a predicted model, not a curated record. NCBI's taxonomy places the organism in Eukaryota, Metazoa, Cnidaria, Hydrozoa, Anthoathecata, Hydridae.
AGUGAAUUUCGUUUUCGUUGCAGCCUAAUAUCUUAAAAUAGGCCGAUACCUUUAACGUUAAAAACAAUUUCUAAAACUGGAAAAUGUUUUCUGACACAAUGGUGUAUUAAAAUUGUGAGGUUAAAGACUUGAUUUGUCAAAAAUUCCAUCGUACAUUGCAAAAAAUAGUUUUAACAAACCUGUUAUGGAAACUUCAACAAUUGAGAAAAUAAAACCAUUAAAAUUUUCAGCAAGUUUAUCGUUUCUUUUUCCAGAAGUUUUAGGUAUUCCAAAACGAUAUGCAGCUGCAAAGGCAUCAGGCUUUCAAGGAGUGGAGUGUACAACACAUAUUUAUGACUAUGCCCUACCUGAGCUGAUUGCUGCUCAAGAAAGUACAAAACUAAAACAAGUUCAAAUGAAUUUUUUUUGCGGUCAAAACAAUGGAAUAGCAGCUGUCCCAAAGCGUAAUGAGGAGUUUAAACAGUGUCUUGAACUAUCUAUACAAUACUGUAAUGCAUUAAAAUGCAAAAGAUUGCACAUUAUGGCAGGAAAAUAUCCAGAGGGAGUUGAAAUAACUGAAGAGACAAAGUCUACUUUUACAGAAACAUUUAUUGAAAAUUUAACUUAUGCAUCACAGAGACUUGAAUCAGAACGUAUUAUGAUUCUUAUUGAACCAUUAUCUAAUGUAGAAAACUAUUUUCUGACUUCAACAAGUCAAGCUGUUGCUAUUUUGAAGAAAAUGAAUCUUCCAAAUGUUAAGUUGCAACUGGAUUUAUAUCAUCAUCAAAAAACUGAUGGAAAUGCCAUACAAGCUGUAAUAGAUUAUUUUCCGUUCAUAGGUCACAUUCAAAUAGCUCAGUUUCCUGAUCGUAAUGAGCCAGACAGUCCUGGAGAUAUUAACUAUCCAGAGGUUUUUAGACUGCUUGUUCAUUUGGGAUAUACUGGCUGGAUAGGAUGUGAAUAUAUUCCAAAAGAUCCUCAAACAUCGUACAAUUGGUUGCAGCAGUAUUUAUUUCGUUAACGAAUCCGAGAUCUUAGUUUUGGCUUUUGUUUUAUUAAUUGAUUCAGUUUUAUAAAUGAAUACACUUUAUAAAUAAAUAUAGCAUUUAUAAUAAAUAAA